AUGGGCUGGGAUGACGUAUUUCAAAAGAAGGAAUCAUCCAGAGUGCGGUCUGUAAAAUCCACACCGAUCAAAAAAGCUAAUGAAAAAUCCCGUACUACCACAGACAAAACUUCAUCAUCGCAAGCUUCUAACAACACUUUCUUCGAUUCAUUAAAACGAGUUCAAGGCGCGCUAUCGCCUGCUUCCAAAUCGAAAUCGACCAACAGACAAGAUGUAAAAAGGAACAGGCCGAUAUUAGAAGUGCCCGCUAAAUCUUCUGAUAAACUUAAGGAUAAAGACAGAGAUAGAACGAAGGAUAAGGAAAAGGAUAAGGAGAAGGAAAAGAGGUCGUGGUUUAGAAGUCCGUCGAGGAGUAGCUUGAAAAAAGAAGUGACGAAAUCAUCCACAUCUCUUAAUGCCAAUGCAAGCGCUCAAAAAUUGACGCAAAAGAAACGACCUCUUAGUGCAUUUCCUGAAGCGAAUAUUACUCAUAGGAGAAGAUUAUCAGUGUUCAGUAAAGAAAGAAAGAAAGAAAGAAAGAGAGAAAAAAAGAAAGGAAAGAAAGAAAGAGAGAAAGAAAGAAAGAAAGAACGAAAAAAAGAAAAAAGAAAGAAAUAAUAAUAAUUCUUUAUUUUCCAUAAGACAAUAAUUACAAUUGUAUAAGAUUCGUCAAUAUAUAUACAAUCGCGCUAUAAUUCUAAACAGAUUAAAAUAAGAGAAAGAAAGAGAGAAAGAAAGAACCAAAGAAAGAAAGAAAGAAAGAAAGAAAAUGAAAACUUUUCCUGAAGUAAUAUAUUUAGAUAUAUGGAUUAUAAGCGAGUUGGACAUUAUUUGUCCUUGUCCACUGCGACCUUUUCAGAUCUACUAUGAGACUCCGUUACUUAGAGUUUGUCGUCUGACUUGGUCUUUUUUAUUAGACUUAGCAGCUUUGACAGUGGCUUCCGCGUGUCAUUACGUGGUUCUGGCUUUUCUUCACUUUGCGUUAGAAACCUCAAUCUAACCAGGCCUUCAUACUGGCACAGGACGUG
This is a messenger RNA of Psylliodes chrysocephalus, 1007 nucleotides long. The record is from the annotation of a GenBank genome assembly. Lineage: Eukaryota; Metazoa; Arthropoda; Insecta; Coleoptera; Chrysomelidae.